This is a messenger RNA of Ceraceosorus guamensis, 1704 nucleotides long. RefSeq names its product cytochrome P450. Gene Ontology annotation, molecular function: monooxygenase activity; oxidoreductase activity, acting on paired donors, with incorporation or reduction of molecular oxygen; heme binding. The transcript is spliced from 6 exons. Lineage: Eukaryota; Fungi; Basidiomycota; Exobasidiomycetes; Ceraceosorales; Ceraceosoraceae. Bases 1 to 1704 code for a protein of 567 amino acids. The record is from RefSeq and is a predicted model, not a curated record.
AUGUCGCAAAUGGUUCAUCACCUGUCCGAACGCGCGGAAGCGUGGUUCAAAUCAGUCACAGUCUCGCAAGCGCAACAGCAAACACAAUCAGACCGCGCCACCGCCUUGCUCUCUUCUCUCGGCCUUUCCCUCAAGAACACCACUUCUCACUCUCCCAUACUCGUUGCUGCGCUGGUAGGCAUCGUCACUUUUCUGACGUACCUCGUCUUUGUGCCUCCGCGCAACCUCAACGGCAAGAAUGGGGUCAAGGUGAUUGGAUCGUGGCCUUUUGCGGGAUUGGGAAGUAGAGAGUUUUUUGGUAAUCGAUACACCUUCUUGUCAGAGCACAUGACCAAAGAUCCACGUCAUCCCCUGCAAGGUCUGAUCAAGUUCAACCUGACAGGCAAAGUUGUCUACACGUUGGGCACCACCGACGUCGCUGUCCUCAAAGAGGUCGCCUUGCAUCCCGAUCUCAGUUUCAGUCAGGGCAACAACUUCUUGUUUGCUGGAAUUGCGGGCGCGAGUCAAAAGGGACUCAUUGAAGGAGAGAUGGACAAGCAGGAAAGGCAGGAGAUGAAAAUGCUGGCUGCUGCCAUCAGUCCACAACGUCUGAAUUCCAUGAGGCCAGCUCUCGUCCAAGACGCCAUCAACUUGCUUGAUGACUGGGUCGGCGGCUCAUCGGGCCAGUCGUCUACAGUCGAUCUUCAAAAAGCCUACUACCCCCUCAUCUUCCGCUACACCGUACGGCUGAUGGGCAUGACGGAGUACGCCACGGAUUCUGCCUCGCUCAAGAAGCUCAUGAACGCCUUUUGGGCGACUCAGCUGAACAGUGGAUUCUUUACGACUGUUAUGCCUUGGCUACCUCAACCUCGACUCAUCAAGAGAAUCGUAGGGGCUGUGACGCUUUGGAGAAUGGUCAAGGUGACGCUUGAUCAGCGCAUCAAGAAGCAAGAGAGGUUCGACGACUUUGCCCAGAUACUCAUUGAUCAGAAACAGAGCACUGCGUACAUCAGCAGAUUCGUCAUUGGUGGUUUGAUGGCUGGGAUCUUGAAUACGAUUGGUACUGGGGCAUACACGAUCGCAUUCGUAGGCGCUUCCUCCUCACUCCAAGCCACGUGUCGAUCGGAGCUCAUUGCCGGACUACGAGCUGCUGCUGCUGCGCGUGGAGAUGAUUACGACGAUCUGUCCACCGCGGAAAAGCUGGAUCGAGUCAAGUUGGAAGAAUGGGAAGCUGGCUUCCCUACCCUGCAUGCCUGCUUCAAAGAGACCAUCCGACUGCUCCUCACCAACUCCUUGAACAGGUAUUACCCCGGCCCAGGCAGGGAUUCUAAAGGGGUCCUCAGGGAUAGACUCAAGAUUAUGGGCCAUGAAAUCGAGGACGAUGCGUACAUCAUCAUUCCGCCUUCUUGUAACCUGCACGAUGCAGACAUGUUCCCGGAGCCUUGGUCAUUCGAUCCUUCGAGGUAUCAACGGGGAGAGGGUGCGAACGAGUACACCUAUCUAGGAUGGGGAUGCGGCAGACACAAAUGCACGGGUAUGCGCUUCGCAAAACUCGAAACCAUCAUUGCUCUGUCGACCGUGUUGUUGACCUUUGAUAUACAGACAGUCGACGAUAAGGGCAAGUCGUACGAUUUGAAGAGCAUCCCCUUGCCAGACCUGAGCCAGAGCCAUUGGAGAGCGCCGACGAGACCCAUGAGGCUGCAAGUGCACAGAAGGAAGCAAUGA